GCAAAUCCACGUAACAAAUGACUCACGCAGGUAAAACGAAGUAAAGUCAGAUAGUCAGGUCAGCGAAUCGUAGACACCUGUUACGCUGUAUCUCUUAUCCUACCGAUAGUUUUUUAAUAUGUAAGGUGUUAAAGUAAUUUUUACAUCACUAGUUACGAACAUCACGAGAAAAUGCUGUGGAAAAUUGUGUUUUUUGUUUGUUUUUGUGCCUCCGCGGCCAAUAGCCAAGGAUUAUCGGUCACAGGUGCUAAGUGCGGUGAAAGAACUUGUAAGUUGUUGGAAUAUUGUUCGGACUUCGACGGAAUCUGCGAACCCUGUGUUGAUAUUUGCAAUAGUUCACAUCACAACUUUAAUCAGGUGUUGUGCGAGAAAAAAUGUCAAAAUUACUUGCACGAUAUGCGUUAUGUUAUAAGUACUAGCGCAGGAUCGGGAAAUGAAGAUAUCAGAGAAACCGUAAAUAAGCUGUCCAAGAUGGUAACUGUAAAUCUGACAUUAGUAUGUCUAAUGUUAAUUGUCUUGGCUGGAUUCCUGUGUUUCCAGUUCUACAGGUGGAAAGAAAAGAAGAAUAUUACUUUCGCCUCCUUAAAGGACAAAAUUCUAGGAAAGAAGAAUCCUCAAGAAACUCCUUCAAGAACUAACAAUCUUCCGGAUGCUUCCUCUAAAAAAUCAGGAGAUCUACGAUUGGACAUUACUUCCAACGCAUCACACAGUGACCAUAGCCCAGUCACUUUGUCCACCUCCAUCAGCAGACGACCAGCUGAAGACUGUGCCCUGGACUACGCCUAUGAUAAUCACGCCAUGACGCCGUCAUCACGUUAAAUCGUUUGUUUUUAUUUAUUUUAUUAGUUAUAUUACUUUUUCCUAUAAUGGAAAGGAUGAAAAGAGAUUUUAAAAAGUAUGUAUUUGAACAGAUUGUGUUAUGGUAUUUUGGCAACUUACAAUACUUUGGUAUUUUAUGGUAACUAUGUAUGUAUUUUUCUAGUCUAGAUUUGAUGUUUAUAUAGAGAGAUUUUGAGUAAGAUGUUCAAUAAAAAAUUAUACAGGGUGAGUCAUAACUAUAGGGACAUAGACUAAGGACAGGUUAUUUGGACCAAAAUAUGGCUAUUGGGCCAAAUAUGCCUUAAUAAAAUGUUGCUGAGAAAAAAGAUACAGGGUGUUAAAGUUAAUUUUUGUUUUUCGUUUUUUGCUAAUAGUUUCCCUGUAUAUUUAUAAAUUGCUAUCAAAAUUGGCACAGAGGCAUAAUCUUAGACAAGAAAUAGUAUUUUAUCUACAAUUUUACGUUUUGUCAUAGAGGGCGCCACGUGGAUCAUUCCUGAUGAUCAAAUUGAGUCUAAACUUUUUCUGAUGAAACUUUUUAGUAAUUUUUACAAAACGUAAAAUUGUAGAUAAAAUACUAUUUCUUGUCUAAGAUUAUGCCUCUGUGCCAAUUUUGAUAGCAAUUUAUAAAUAUACAGGGAAACUAUUAGCAAAAAACGAAAAACAAAAAUUAACUUUAACACCCUGUAUCGUUUUUCUCAGCAACAUUUUAUUAAGGCAUAUUUGGCCCAAUAGCCAUAUUUUGGUCCAAAUAACCUGUCCUUAGUCUAUGUCCCUAUAGUUAUGACUCACCCUGUAUAUUCUUCCUUGUCAGUCGUCCGAUUCGUAUAUCGUGCCACCUUGAAUUUUAAAUGAUUUAUCUUAAACUAUCUCCAUCUUUCUCUAACCUCUGCAAAUCUGAAGCAACGGUUUAGUGGAGCUCCGACCUCUUUUGUAAUGUGAUCCACAUACCUUGUUGUGAUUUUUCCUGGGAUAUUGCUCAUUGCACCAUCCCCUGCAUUGUCAGUUUCUCCAGACCAUCUCUACGCAUCACAUAACCAAAUUAAGCGGUGAUUUUUAUUUUUAAGUAACAAUGUUUCGAAGCCUACUUUUAACGUCAGUGCUAUCUAAUAAUAUAUUCAUUGGUCUUUCUUACGCUCCAGAGUAUUCGCAACAUUUUUAGUCAGCAAAAAAUUUCAAAGAUCAGUAUUUACAACCUUAUCUUUAUACAAAGUGUCCCCGAAAAUAGUGCGUUCCUUUAAGGUACGGAUAUAAUACACAAUUUAGAACAGAAAAGUCCUAUAACAUUUUUUUCUAAAGUUAACCGUUUGCAAGAAAAAAAUUACAUUGUUCUCCAGAUAAGUGAAAUAAAUUUGAAUGACAUGGCAACGUAGCCUAGAAGAACUUGCUGUGAUUGUGGAAAUUUAACCUAAUAACCCCUUGUUUAUUUACUUUUAGGUGUGAUUUUUGGGGUUGUUGACAUCAUAGGAAGCUACCUGCAAAAUAAUGGACAUUGGUUUGGUUGAUAUUUACAUUAUUUUACCUACCAGAUGCAACUGACCUACAAACCUACUUUUUUAAUCUUUAGAUUUUUGAGUUGCGCGUUGUUGCCAGACUUCAAUUUGCAAAUCAAAAUGUAUUUUCGUUUUUUGGUCAAAUGGAUCAAUUUAGAAAAAAAUGUUGUAAGACUUUUUUGCUCUACAUUGUACCUUCUACUUACACCUUUAAGGAACGCACUAUUUUCGGGGACACCCUUAUACAUGUGGUAUUGUGGCUUUUCCAUAUUUUGGUAAGGUUUGUAAUUGAUUUCUUGUCCAUGACUGGGCUUGAUGAUCACAAAUUGGUUAACCACUUCAAUGUCAUUGAUUCUGACAAUGUCAAGCUGUUUGUUAUUGUGCCCUAUCUAUGAUCAUUAUCUUUGUUUUUGAUUUAUUUGUGGACAGCUCUGUUUUCACACUCGCUCGUUCUGUUCGUUUUAACAGCUCUUUCAAUUAUUUCAAGGAUUCAGCGAAAAGCGCUGCAUCAUAUACUGUUAAGAUGUUGAUUCUUUUGCCGCCAAUGGAUAUGCCCCCUGCCCAUUUUGAAAUAGUUUCGCGCAUAAUGGCUUCUCCAUAUAUGUUAAAAGAAAUGGAGCUUAUCAGGCAGCCCUGCCUUACACCCUUACCAACCCUGAACGUCUCGGACAGUUCUCGAUGUGUCCGCACCUUUGCCGAGUUUGCCUAAAGGUUUACUAGCAAUGUUUUGGAGCAUUCAUUUCCUCCAGGUAUUUUGACAUUUUGUGUCGCCUGACAUAGUCGAAUGCUUAACUGUAAUCAAUAAAACACACACAUCUCCUUACAUUGAUUUCCCUUUAUUUUUCGAUGAUCUCUUUUAGGAUCGGGAUAUGUUCUCUGGUACCACUUUCUGUUAUAAAUCCUGCAUCAGAUUUAUUGGACACUUUACUAAAUUGUGGUAUAAGAGCAAUGGUGCGGUAAAAACUGAUACGCGUUAUGCAAAAUAAUGCACAGCUUAUGCAAGAAUCAAUUUUGUCUGCAGUAUUACAAUUCGAAUAUGGGACUUUAAAGUGGUAGUGUGUUCCGACCACGAUUAAGUCAUUAAUCGUAUACAUAAAACUAUCAUGAUCUUCAGUUAAAUUUACAGUGUUCCUACAGUUUCUUUGUUUUCUUUUAUUCCUGUGAAUUCUGGGAUAAUAGCGACAGUGUAUUUCAUCGAAUCGUUUUGAUCAUGGAUGUAGUUUGGGCUCAAUAUUUAAUAUCUAGCUCUAACCCCAAUCUUCCUCCACUUUACUUUUAGCUCAUUUGCUCCACCAAUGAUAUCCACAUAUUUUUAAAUGGCCAGUAAUAUAGCUACAUCAUAUGUUGCACAACUUAUAUACCAAAUAGAAGUUGGCUGAAUACUGGUGCUUUAGGGAAAUAUUUUUCCCCAUUGUGUAUUGUGUAUUUAUAAGGAAAGUGUAUUGAAUCUUAUCCAUAAGAUUUGUAAAAGGUUUUAACGAACCUUUACGCAUGGUCAAAACUGCAUAACCUUUUAUGGUGUCCAAUUGUAUGGCUUAAAAUCUCCUCAAUAUUAUAACUAAAGGCCGGAUUAUAUGUUCCUGUUUUGACUGAAAUAUGUGCAUAUAUAUGUCUGAAAUAUGAGUAAAAUAUGUUGAAAAUAUUCCCUAAAAGCUUAAAAUAUGUUCCAACUGUGUGGAAUAUGUGAAAAACAUUUUAAAGUAACAAGAAAAUAUGCAUUUUAAAAAUGUAUAAUAGUUUUAUUAAAUAACGGUAAGUACAUAAAUAUAUUGACAAAAUUACUCUAAAUAUACCAAUGUAUACCUAUUUAGUACCUAUGUAUUACUAUUACUUAGGUUUCUACAUUUUAUUCCUUCUUGUAAAAACAAUUCACAAUCAAAUGUUUUUCAAUACUUUCAAUACUAAAAUUAAGUCGCCUAUCCGUUAGUAGUAAUUUGUAUGUUGAAAAGCUUUGUUCAACAUCAACUGAUGCGAUUGGUGCAAAUUUUAAAACACUAACAAUCUCCGCAUUUAAAUUGGUAUUAACAUCAAAAUCGCGACAAAGAAUUUGGUUUUCUUCCUGUAAUAAUUUUAAAGCACUAUUUUUCUGUAAAGUUUCAAUACAUUUUUUAUUUAUUGAUUGUCCAAUUUUUCCAGAAACUUUCUCAACGUUUUCCUUAAAUUUCUGAAUUGAAUUAAUAGACUUGUAGACGAAGCGAUUCAGUUUCAAGAUUGAGGAUGAUUUUAUAAACAAAUUCAUAAUUCGAUUUAAUAAAACAAAGCUUAUUGUGCAGUGACCUGUUUUCUAAAAUUGAUUUGCAUUUUGAAAUCGCACCAAUAUUUUUGUUUCUUCAAAACUUAAAAUGAGUUCUUUUAUAGGGAGAAAAUGUUCCGCAUAAAAACAGGCAGCUUUUAAGAAUGUUCCCCAUCUUGUGAUUAUAGGCUCCGGUGGCAAAGGAGUAUUUGGUAAUUUUUCUUUAUAUAUCUGAAUCCUUAUAGGCGAAUUUAAAAAUAUUUUCUUCACGUUGCCAAUUAAACUAUUUACUGUAGGAACUGAAUUUCGAAUUUCUUCCGCCAUUCUGUUUAAACCAUUCGCCAAGCAUGUCACAUGAAUUAAAUUGGGAUAAAAAACUUUUUGUUGUUGGCCAGCUUUGACCAUGUAUGACGCAGCAUCGGAAACCAUAAGCAAGAUUUUGUAGUUGGAACAAUGUCGGGAACAAAAAAAGUUCAUGAAAGCAUCAUUUCUAAACCUCACCAUUGUUACAUGGUGGGCUGGUGGGGUUUUUCCUAGGUCUGCGACGAUUCUUGUUACAUAAACAAAAAUUUCGCUAAAAUUUGUUAAAAAUAUGCCAAAAUAUGUCAAACGUUCGAAAAUAUGUUCAAACCAUCAAAACAUGUUCAAAAAACGAAAAUAUUCUAAAUAUGUAAAAUUAAAUUAGUGUCAAACGCCUUUAAUUAUCAUAAUUCGUCCACAUCCUGAAGCGUUUGAUUGUAUCUUUGAUGGUUAUCGAUAUUCAAAAAACAUAUAAUCCGGUCUUUAAUUAUAACUUACCAAAUUCGUACUAUAGACUGUUUACUAACAUAAACGUACUUACUAGAUAUUGUAGUAAUAGUUUUUAAAAACAGGUUUUAAUUAUAAGAAUAUUGUGAUAGUACCUACUGUGUUGAGUACAUCUUUUAAUGCAAAAAUUAUUAUAAUAUUGAUAGAAAGGGACAGGGAUUGUAUUUUCUUUUAAAACAAAAAUCAGUACCAAUUUUUAUAGUAAUAUACUAUGGUAUUUUAAAGACAGCAUGUCGCGUCUCACUUUGACUCUUUUCUUUUUGUCGAUGUUUCUUUUACACCAGUCGGCUUUGGAGUGUAGUUGUAUUUUCCAAAUAAAAAAAUUGAAAUGCGUGAAACUGUUUCUUACUGGCUCUACUGGCACAAAUAGAUAGAUUGUAUAAUAUAAAUAAACGAGUUCUUUAGCCUCAAAGACCUUUUGGAUAUACCCUAUAUCUAUCUUUCUGCCUUUCGCAUAAACUUACCAUUUUUAUCUUUUGAAGUACAGACUAUAACAAGAUUCAAAUCUAUAGUUUACACGUGGCUGAAGUUUCGUUGUUUUUCUUUCUAGUUUGCUUUGUAGAUUUGCGUCUGAUCCAGACUUGUCUUAUUAAACCCUAGAUAACGUACCCAUACGAGGAGUAGGAUAAUCCAACAUGGGUGUCGAAUGUUUGACAACGAACCCCAUCAGCUACUUGACAAAAUCUUAAGAGAGGUCUAAUCUAAUUAAUUGAUAGGAGCAAUAUACCAACAAAAACGUCCAUUUCUGUCGAUUUGAGACGGUCUAGCUUAGCAGAGGGGAAGCUAUUAUAUCUUUUAAAAAGUCCAAGGAAUAUAUGGAUUAUAUGAUAAGAAAAUUAAAGAAACAAUAAGAGAUAUUGGGAUUCAAGAUAAAUAAUAUGUGUAAGACGUCACACUUAAAUAUGGAAUCCAGGAUUGCAGAUUUGCUUAAGUUUAGGGCAAUUGAAAAGCAGAGAUGGUACUUGCAUUAAAAAUAUAGAAUCGAAAAUAGCACGGUAAAACACGACACAAAAGUAUUCGAUGGAGUGAUAUCGAUUAACACUUUAACCGAAAAAAACAAAAAUAGGAUGUUUCAGAGCCCAGUCCUGAAUAUUACUGUAUAUGCUGUAGAAGCAUGGCCAAUGACAACAACAAUACGAAAUAAAAUAAUAACAUUUAAAUUGGACUUCAUGAAAAGCCAAGGCGGAUCUGCGGGGGGAACAGGGGAAAUCCCCCCAACAAGGCCCAAAUUAAAGAAACGAAAAAAUAUACUAUACAGGGUGUUUCAUUAACAAUUAUUGUCCAUGUCGUAACUGGAGAAACCUUAGCACAAAAUACGAAAAUUUUACAAAAACACUUAAAUAAAAAAAUAUUUCUCCUUACCGAGAUGGAGAGUGUUUUAUUACAAAUAUUCUAAAAUGAUUUUAGCCCAUUGCUUAAGCACCUUUCAAUAUUUUUUGUUCAAACUUGACACACAGUUUACAUGUUAGGGUACUUUAACUAGUCUUAAAAGAUAGUUUUCUGCUGUUAUCAGAGGCGUGCUGUAGGGAUAUAUACUUCAUUUUUGCCCCUUUUUUUCCCUCACAAUCUACGCCCCUGUCGUAAUAAUCAUUUCAGCAUGUUUUUUGAUUCCUUGUUGCUUUUUACAUAAAUGUCAUCCUUUUGUCUCAUUGCGAUAAGGUUAUACUAUUUACAUUUCAAUAUUAAGUUAUAGUUACGAUAACUUUUCAAGUUAUUAGCGUUUAAAGAUAAUGGAUUCCAUAAGCCUAUGUACUACAUUCAAUAAGAUUUUGUCUUUAAAACACAUAAUCUUAUUCAAUCCAUUACAUUGAAACGCAAAUAACUUGAAACCUACUUACUCUAUCGCAUUGAGACAAUGGAUGAUAUUUACGUAAAAAGUAACGAAGAAUCAAAAAACAUGCUGAUAUGAUUAUUACGACAGUGGCGUACAUUGUAAGGGGGAAAAGGGGCGAAAAGGACGUAUAUAUCCCUACAGCACGCCUCUGGUAACAGUGGAAAACUAUCUCUAAAGACUAGUUAAAGUAAACUGUGUGUCAUAAAGACAUGUGUAAACUGUGUGUCAAGUUUGAACAAAAAAUAUUAAAAGGUGCCUUAACCAUGGGCUAAAAUAAUUUUAGAACAUUUGUAAUAAAACACCCUGUAUAUAGGUAAGGAAGAAUAUUUUAUGUAAUUGUUUUGGGUUAAAUCUUCGUAUUUUGUGCUAAGGUUUCUCCAGUAACGAUAUGGAUAAUUGUUAAUGAAACACUUUGUAUACAGUUGAGUCUCUGAAUCUUUACCCGUGCGUCAUCAUUUAAAGCAUACGAAAUAAGUCGACGAUAAGUCGCAAAUUGAAAUUGACUAAACGCAACAGCAAGUGACUUGCUGUUGCGUUUAGUAAAUUUCAAUUUCCGACUUAUCAUCGACUUAUUUCGUAUGCUUUAAAUGAUGACGCACGGGUUAAGAUUCGGGGACUCAACUGUAGCUGAGCUGGCAUGAAACUCAAAUCGUAGACAAACAAAUUAAGCCCAAUAAACCCGACAGGUGGGAAAAUUAAGGCAAGUUAAUGCAUAUAAGUUAUUAUUUAUGUAUUUUAUGUAGGUACUUAGUUUGAGUUUAUCUUUUUAUGUCUUUUGGUUGAUGUCUAGAUCCGCCAAUGAUAAGAAGUUGUCUACAAAUCACCAGAGAGGAUAGAAUAAGAAGAGAGGAAAUGUGGAACAGAAUGGUAGUAGAAUGCUCCAUUUCAAACAAGUUGGAAAAACGUGCCCUGCAGUAGUACAGGAAUGUACAAAGAAUGCCAGGACGUAGAUGUUGAAAAGAAUAUUGGACUGGGACCCGCGGGAACCUGGGAGCUGCAAUGAGAUGAAAAACGCACAUAGGAAAUUAUAUGACCUCAAAGAAGGUGACUGGGAGAACAGAACGCUGUGAAGAACGAAAACGGCAUUAUCCAUAAUGGAAAGAAGCCGAAGAGAAAAAGAAGAGGAAAAAGCAAGAAAACUUAAAGAAAUAGCAAACAAGAAGGGACUACGAGUAUAUACGGACGAAACAACAGCUUAAUACAUGAAAUACGAGUGACAAGUUUUCAGUGGUGUUAUGGGUAACUGUAUAUUAUGUUAAAGUAAAUAUGUUAAUUUGGAUAUAAUGGAGACCCAUUUCCGCAUAGUAAAGGAAGCUAAAGAAAAAUCCAAAACCAUGUUAUAGCUAGAAAUAUACGUGAGUAGCCUCUUAAAAAGCUCAAUAAAAAUAAAAACUUUGUAAAGGGGAACUAACAAAAAGGAUACUCAAAGUGAACAAAGUAAGUAGACUUAGAGGAACAGAAGAUUUCCAGGAUAACAUAAUAUGGCUGCACAUACGUGAAAGUUAGAUAGAUUAGAGAUUAGCCGACCUAGCAAAGAACUGGAAGAUUUGUAUAUAUGGAGAUCCAAACAUAUAGGUAACAGUAAAAGCAUAGAGAGUAUAUAAAAAGAAGAACAAAAGGAAGAACACCAAAAAUAAUAUUAAACAGGUUGAUAGAAAGGAAAGAAGAAAGAAAAGACGACCACUAUAAAAAAGAACGUUUAAAAGAAAAAGAAUAUAAAACUGAACAACUAGAAAAGGAAAUCAUUAAAUAGAAAUAAAUGAAGAAAAAUUAGCACGGAAAUGAUGAUUUUACUGGAAUUUUCGUGCUAUGAGUUGCAUUAUAGGCUGACGAUCUCUGCCUGUAGCGUUAAUCACCUGGCACUAAUCUUAGGAGUUAUAUAUCAUUAACCAGCAACACACAGCAGUUUCCUAGGAUUCAUAUCCCAUCUCAUUACAAUUACACAAGGAGUAAAUAAAAAAGCUAUGUUUUAUAAACGAAUUAACUAUAUUUUUAAACUGUGAUUUUUUAUUUUACUCUGAAUUUUGGCUCAAAAUUAAACCAGAACAAAUAUUGUUACUAAUUGAUCUUUUGGCGGAUUUUGUGUUUGCUUUUAUAGAUUAAUUAUACAUAUUAUUAUUGUGUUCGAUGUUAAAUAAAUAUUUGAAUACCUACAUUGUUGGAUAUAGGCGUUUGCUUUACGCUUACAUAUUUUAAAACCGUUAAAAACAAACAACGAAAUACGUUUUUUGCUAUUUACAUUAUAAAUAAAUACAAUUUUUGCGAACGUUAGUGUUUUCAAUGGAUAGAAAGGAUUAUGAGAAAAAUAGAUGACUCUUUUAAUCGAUUCGAUCGCUUGUAGGUGUAUAUUAUAUUUACAAGUUUUUGUUGGUCUUAGUAAAUAUGUUUGCAUCUGAUCGAGAACAAAAACGAAAACAAUUUUUUUAAGAAAAUUUAAUAUUUGAAAUGCAUUUUACUAAAUUUGUGUUAAAACAAAAUAUUUUAUGAUCAUGUACUUCUUCUUGGUCACUGAGCUAUUUUUUAAGUUUGCGAAAAGAAAAAUCUAAGGGGAAUAAAUCUGACGAAUCAGGUGCGCGAAGUAGCAAUUCGAACUUGAAUUCAUGAAUUUUGGCCAACUAAUUAGUCGCCACACAUCUUGGUGGAACGAUGAAGUGAAAAGGGAAAUAAAAGAAAAGAAGAAAUUAUGGAAAGAAUACAUACAAGACAAAACACAACAAAAAUAUGAAAAUUAUAAGAGACAGAGAACAAAAGUUAAAGAGAUAGUUAAGAAGGAGAAAAAGAAAAGUUGAGAAAAAUUCGGAGAAAAAAUGGAAGAAAACAGCACAGAAAACGUAAAAUUAUUUUAUAGAACACUAAAAAACCUAAGAAGCAACAAAGAAACGAAACUGAAACAAAUAAUGAACAAGAAAGGAACAAUAAUAAAUGACGAUAAGACAAUAAUUGAAAGAUGGAGGGAACAUUUCCAGCUGAUACUAAAUGGAAAUCAAGAGAAUACAAUGGAGAAGGAAAGCGACAUCAAGAGAGUAUCCAUGAGAAAUACGGAAAAUCCAGAAGCUAUAGAAAAAGAAGAACUGGAAGAAGCAAUAAGAAAGAUAAGAGCAGAGAAUGGACAAAUGCAGUAAUUAUACCUAUAUACAAGAAAGGAAACACAAGAGACUGUAAGAACUAUAGAGGUAUAUCACUACUAUGUGUAGCAGCAAAAGUAUACGAAACCAUAAUAGAAAGGAGAAUCAGAAAAGAAAUAGAACAUUAAUUAGAGGACGUACAAAGUGGAUUCAGGAAAGGACACAACACAAAAGACCAUAUAUUCAUCAUGCAACAAGUAAUAGAAAUAGCAUUAAAGAAAAAUAGAGAAAUAUAUCUGAGCUAUAUAGACAUGGAAAAAGCAUUUGACUCAGUCAAAAGAAAAGAUAUAUGAGAAAGCCUAAAGAAGAAGCAAGUAAGUGAAGAACUGAUAGAAGCAACAAAGAGUAUAUACAUGAAUACAACAAAUACAGUAAGAAUGUUAAAUAUACAGUCAGAACCAUUUGAAACAACUCGAGGAGUUAGACAAGGGAGAAGUCUCAGCCCAGUGCUAUUCAUAAAUGUAAUAGAUAUAUAAUAGUCUCCCGUUUUAUACCACUGUUGCUUAGGGAGUAUAGCAGAGUAGUCUGCUAUAUCUCGGGCCUACGGUAUACAAGAAAGAUAACAGAGCCAGUGCUAUGCUUCAACCGCCUAUUAUUACCCCUGGUUUUACCCAAGGUACUCAUUUUAUUCAGGCUGAGUCGACCUGGGGCAUAUAAACAUUUUUAAAAAUGUCUAGUUGUUCUUGCCGGCGGUAGGAUUUGAACUCCGGACCACCGGCACGCGAGCCAAGCACACUACCACUUAUCUACGCCGGUCCCAAUGUAAUAGAUGAGAUAGUGAAAGAAUGUAAGAAAACUUUCAAAAAAUACUGCAUCGGUUGGAAUAGAAUGCAAAUGAUAAACGCUAAGAUGUGUAUAUUUGCAGACGACAUAGUAUUAAUUGCGGAAACAGCCGAAAAACUGAAAUACAACUUAAAGAAAUGGAACCUAGAAGCAAGCAAAUACAACUUAAACGUAAACAAAGAGAAGACUCAGAUAAUAAAAAUAUCAAGAAAACAAGGGACGGAAGAUCAAAUAGAAGUAAUGAUAGACCAACAAAAAAUAAUACAGACAAAUUUGUACAAAUACUUAGGAACAGUAAUCAACAACAAAGGAGACAUCGAGGACGAUCUUAACAACUGGAAAACACAGGAAAACUAUUCCAAGCACUAAAUAGAGGAUUCCUUAAUAACAAAGAAAUAUCAACAAAGACCAAGAUGACAAUAUACAAAACAAUAUAUAGACAUACGGUGACAUAUGGAGCAGAAAUUUGGAUAUUAAACAAAAGACAUCAAAGCAGAAUUCAGGCAGCAGAGAUGAAAUACCUCAAAAGAACGAUCGGAGUAAAAAGAACUGAUAGACUCAGAAAUGAAGAAAUAAGAGAAAGACUCAAAAUCAAACCGAUACUCGACUCAAUCAAGGAGAAAAAAUUGGCAAGGUUCGGACAUCUAACCUGGAUGGACAAUAAUAGACAAGUAAAAAGAAUGUGGGACGCCAAACCAAUAGGGAAAAACAGAAGAGGAAGACCCAUUAAAGAAUGGAACAGUUACAUUUCGCAGAUACUGCAGAGUAAGGGUAAGACUUGGCAGGAAGCAACACAGAUGGCAUCCAAUAGGAAGGAAUGGAGAAACUUCGUUAAGAGCUAGGACAACUCAGAAGAUUGUAAAAUAUUGUAAUUUAAUGAAUUGUAUUAUAAACGGCCCAACACCGAAAGGUACAAAUGGGUCUACUGAUUAAGUAAAGUAAAGUAUUUGGUCGACAAUCCUCCAAUUCCACAUUACGGAUUUUCUACACCGGUUCUGAAGUGAUCACCUCGUUUAGUCAACCACUGUGAUGCUCAUCUUGGCAGCUCGUGUGGCCUUGUUUAAACUCUGUCACUCAAUAUUCUACUGUUUUAAAUAAAGGAGCAUAUUCACUAUUCAGUCAGAGCAGAAUCCAGUUCAGCUUUCAUAUUGGUCGGGCUGAGGUCUUUCAAAUAAUAAUAAUAAUAAUAUUGUAUGGCAUUUUUGCCAAGGAGAUCCUUUUGGACAGUUCCGGCGCCAUUUACAUCUUUAACCCUGUUUCAAGUAACUAGUGCCGAUGUACACUAGCCCAGGGGGACCGACGCUUAACGUGCUCUCCGAGGCACGGUGAGACAGCUCGUGUCAUUAUUGGAAAUGAAAAUGGUUUGUCUUUGGCAGGGCUCGAACCCACGUGCACUGGCGUAUGAGGCCAGCUAUUAUGCCGUUAUUCCACGGCCGCUCACAAGGUCUUUCAAAUAAAAGUAUUGUAUCACAUAACGAUGGCCAAUUUUCUCCAUUUUUUCAAAUUCACUGAAAAAGUUUACUAUUAUUAAUGAAUGCCAAACAAAUACUCAACACGUGGCGACUCUAAACUUGAAGCAUAUGCUUUAGAAAUUGUAUACUUUCCAAUACAGUGAUAGUUGAUGAUUGAGAUAACUACAGCUAUCCUUAAGCCGAGUCCAAUACUUCUGGAAACACUUGAAUAUGAGGUAAGGAAAAAAAUCUAAAUGUGGCGCCAAUUACUUCCAAAAUCAAAAAUCGUAAUUUAAGAUGGUUGAAGCAUCUUAACCUCCAAAUGAGAGUCAUUCAAUUGCCGAGUGUUAAGUUCUUGGAGGAAGUAUCAAAGUAAGGCCAAACAUGCCAUGUUGGGGAAUAAUUAGUUGGAUAUAAAUAUCAUAAAAUAAUAACAAACGUACAGAAUAAUGAAAUUUUUGAAUAAUCGCAUCCAUUUUCCACCAUUUUAUUAAAUCUAGUUUCUAAAACUUUGUAUGUUUAUUUUCGUGAAAGGAAUGACGCAAUUUUGAUGAAGAAGCAGUGGCGGAUCUAGAAAUUUGCCUUGGGAGGGGAAAUUUGUCUUAGGGAGAACUUCCAAUGAAACACAAAUCAAAAGACAUAAAAAAGAUGAACAACUAGAUGAAAGACAUAAAUAAUAACUUAUUUGCAUUAAGUUUCCUUAAUUUUCCUAACGAGCGUGUUUAUUGGGUUGAAUUUGUCUGUCUGUGGUUUAAGUACCAUACCAGCUUAUAUAUAUAUAUAUAUAUAUAUAUAUAUAUAUAUUCUAUGUUUCAACAAAAUUUUCUUUAAUUUUUAAUCUUUUUAGGGGAGGGGGGAAUUUCUCGGUUUUUCCUCCCCGUAGAUCCGCCUCUGUAAAGAAGUGGAUUUUUCUUGAAUAGAUGUUUUAGUAGUCCCAUUUUUUUAUUGUUUAUAAUAUUUUAUGCUCAUAACAUUUUAUGUUUUUUGUUGCCAGAAAAAAUAUUAAUAAGAAAGAAAUAUUUUAGGAGAAACCAUAAAAAUAGGUACUAAUUCUUUUACCUAUCUAUUUCGUUUACGUCAAAAUGAUUAAACAUUUUUUUUUAUUUAUUUAAACAAAAUAUUUGAGUCAUUUUGUUAACAAAUAACAAAAUAUAUCAUCCCAAACCCACUUACUUGAGUUUUACCAGAAUUUAGUUUUUCUUUUAUUCCGUUUCCAUAUUUUCUCCUUUAAACAUUGUUUUUUCGAGGGUAGUAAUCAUGAUAGCUAUUUUCACUUAUGAUGCGGCAGUUGUAAAAGUUUAAAAGAUCUAUUAUUUAUUUAUUUAAAUGUGACGUGGUUCUAUGCUUCCCUUCGCAAGUAUUUUACUUUGUAUUAUCACCAUCUUUUGGGUAGUUCAAUAUUACCUAUUUUUCUUUUUAAUAUCUUCCUAAUUUACGAACACUCCUCGAAAGAAACGUAGAGGACAAAAUAAGCACUUACAGGAUAAAAGAUUAGAAUUGCUGAAUAACUUAGUAAUAGUAUAAAAAGCUAAAAGUAUUUUAUUUUAAACGAAAUUGGAGACUGAUCAAAUCAAUAUCCACUUUGCACUCUCACUGCUACGCAUUGUCGUGAUCUGAUAUAAUAGAUAGAGCAAUUCGGAAAUAGCAAACCAAAAAGGCAUUCAGAGAAAAUGAUUUCAUGAUAGAAACAGAUUUAGUUUCCAGAACAAUCCAGACGCGGACGUUUUGCGUCGAAACUUGAAAUUCAAUAUGCGCGCUAUAUACGUGCCAGAAGGGUGUCUUUAUGGAACAUGUAAUUCUAUACGAGGCGUUGUCUUUUUUCUUAUUUCCUCUAAGUGACGAUAUUGGGAUAUUUGUCGAAAAUUAUUGGAGGUCGAUUUUGUAAAAUCUCACUGAAAAAAAUCUUUCACUAACAUAUUUUAAUUUUUGUAUAAAUAUAUGACAGCUCUAUAAAAAACUGCUCAAUAUUACUAAAAAAUAAUUAAAAAUGAUAUAAAAGAAAAAUUGAUAUGAAAAAAAAUAUAAAACUAAUCAAGCAAGCAAGCAUUAGAGUUUAACAUUGCCUGAGAAAACACCCCUUGAGAAUAAUAUUCGGGUGAUACAAUUCAUUGGGGCGAGGAGAAUUAACUCCUGAAAUCGGAAAUCACUCCAUCCCGCCCCAAUGCUCCAUACUAUCCAUUUUCCCCCCGAAAGCACUCUGAUGCUGUAUAGAGGCUCUCUAUCAGCAAAGUACUUAUCAUGUUAUGGGAGUCUUGCGCACAAGGACUCCCACUAGAAAUCCUACCUCGAUCAAUGCAGGCCAGCGUGAGACGCUCUAUUCCCGCAAUAUCAACUUAUCUGCGAUCUGUAUUCCUGGUUCGCUACGUCCAGUUCUGUGACUCGGCGCUCGUGAAUGUGGGCUAGGGUGCAUCGAAAAAAUAAAAAUUAGAAAUGUUAUAUCUAAUAGCGUGAAAAAGUUGCUAGUGUUAUUUUUCAGCAUAUUAGUAUUUUUAAUUUUUUUUUCUAAGCGAAUUUUCUGCUCCCCCAACGACCUUGAAUUUUAUUAAAUAUCUUAUUUUAAUGGAAAUUUUAAUUUAUAUUAUUUGGAAUAAAAUAUGUGCUAACUCGAUCUAAGAUCAAUUAAAGAAAACUUAAAAUGUUGUCAAUUACAAAUUUAAACGAUAUUUGUUUUUUCAGUCUCCCCAACCCCUUUGAAAUGUCCCAUUUUAUGAGUCCGUGUGUGUAAUUUUCACUUAUGUUUGGUUCGAUGCCUUAGGUACUUUGUUAUUAUUGCUGUUUGUAAAUUAAAGAUUUUUAAAAUAGAUAAACCAGGACCAUGGGGAAUAAAAUCAAGAUGUGCUGCAGCACAUGUAAACACAUGUGGACCGCCCCAUUUUUGGGCAACCACCAAAUAUACCUGAAAAUGUUUUACCGAAAUACAAACAACCGAUGAAGUUUUUUGCUUGCAAGAGAAUAAAAAAGUCAGCAAAAAAGAGCCAGAAUUUUCUGGUAUUGCCGAACAUGUUGCAAUUAAAUUGGAGGAAAUAUGGAAAAAUGCUUUAAUUCCAAUAAUUUAACAUACAAGAAUUAGUCAGCCUUUAAAAGCCUAUCAUGACAAAUAUGUAAAACUUAUGAAACCAUUUAAGAACAGGCAAAACAGUGAAUUUUACAAAAAUAAAAUUCAAUGCUUUAAGAACAAAAGUAAAACUACACGUUUCGAUCUUGCAGCAUGCAACUGCGACACUCUGAUUAAUUGUCUUUGUAGCAAAUCGCAAAAAGUGGCUCUGGAUGAGCGCGAAUUUCUAUUAAAUCUAAGAGGUCCCAGAAAAAUGGUGAUAAGCUGGAUUGAUAGGGAAAACAAAAACAAAUAUAAUCAGAGAAGUUAACGGUAAAAGAAGAAAGUUACCGACGCAAAGACAAAACUUUAGCUCAAGUAAAAAACAGCACCAAGUUUUAUGGUCAAUCGAUCGUGGAAGAACACAUAACACUUGUGCAUGAGCCAGGGUACAAAUAUUUCGGAUAUGGGUAUCCGCUGUCUGGUAUAUCAGAAAGUAUCAAAUCCAGCUAUUGCAUGUGACGAAAUAGUCGGAAAUACUGGCGUUAAGGGUAAUGUAAUACGGCUGUUAGAAGAACAUCUUAAAAAACCGCUUCAGUGGUUUGUAUGUCUGCGACAUUCAAAUGAUCUACCCCUUGGACAUCAAAAGAAGUUUGCCGGUGACCAAAUCAAAAAACGUGAGGGUCUUCAAACUUUCUAUAAAAAUUUUGAUUCAAACGACUACUUUGACUUAAUUAACUAACAAGAAUAUUACCUUACAGAACCACCUAUAUUCUCUAGAUUUUCGAGUGACAAUCUGCGAGAUUUUAUUAAGAAACCUAACUAGACCCUUUUAACAAUGAGAUUAAAAAAUAUCACUACCACAAACAAUGUGUAAAACGAUGUGUCAAGCUUGUGACACAAGCUUCUCUAGUAGUUUUUGGAGCGUGUUCGAGGGAUGGAUUUAUAAAAACUCGAAUUGAUUCCAGAAAAACUUUGCCUCACUUUAAUGCUAAAUCGGAAGACAUCUUCGAAUAUAAUGCUUUUACCAUAUUUUUUUGUAAUAUUUGUAUGCCUAAUUUUGUACUUUGCGUUAUAUUUAUUUUAGUAUUAAAAACUUGAGUGACGUCAGGGAGACGGAGAAGUGAGGCUAUUUUUAGUAUACUUUUCUUAAGUAAAAUUAUUAAUUGCCUUGUGAAACCAGAAAAUAUUUUCCAGUUUAAACCGAAUUUAUUUAUUCAAGUUCUAUAAGGUAUUACAUUUCCCUUACGCAUAUUAAUGUAUUUUUUUCUAAUUUUUAGUUGCCAUGGGGGCAGAAAAUAUUUUUUUAAUUCAACGCAAUUUUACUAAAAUACUAAAUAGUGUGUUAGGCAACUUUUGUGAGCUAUUACAUUUUCGUUUCGAAAUAAAAAAUUGUUUUCGUCUGUUAACAUUUUUUCAAAAUUUUUAAUUGUGUUGGGGGGGGGGCAGAAAAUAUUUUCCAAUUUCGAAAAAAUUUUACCAAAAUACUUAACAGUUGAUUGGGCAACUUUUGUGAGGUAUUACUUUUCCAUCGCAGAAAAAAAUUUUUUUUGCCAUUUUCGAUGCACCCUAAUGUGGGCCCCUCUUGUCCGUUUAUUGGGAUUUGUAGUAUUAUUUUUUGACUUGCACCUUUUGCUAUUAGUUUAUUAAUUUUUUUGGUAGCCACUUUUUUGUGGUUUUUGUAGAUUUUUUCUGGAGGCUAUCUGAAACAUACAAAAUCAACAUUAAAUACACUGCGAUGCCAAAGGUGAGCAAAACGUUGUCUUCUAUUGAUAAAGACUUCAUUAUAUUUUUCCUAUAUAUUGUUUGGGUCCGGUGUUCUUUUAUCUGUGUUACACAUCAUACUAUCUCUCUAAUCUUAUCACAUGUCUAGCAGGAUCUGGUUUCGACGGUCUUCUAGCUUAGCGAAUUUUGUUCUGGCUGUUUGCUCCAUCAUUUCCAGUACCCUGAUUUGUUUUGGGUCUCUGAAUAGGAACCAAUUAACAUUGUAUUGCAUCUUCGAAAAGUCAGUUGUGUGCUGAUUGAAUCUUCUUUUUGUUGCUACGACUUGUGUUCCCAUGCAAGAGAUGCAUUUGUAAUAAUUGGUAAUAUGAUGCUGUUUAUAAAACUUAAUUGUGUUUCCAUAGCUUUGCUUAUUCUUCCUCUGAGUCCGGUUAUUGCAGCUCCGGCCAUUGCUGUUUUCUGGACUGUUACUUUAACAUUUGGUGUGAAUGUUAGAGCUUUUUCGAUUGUAACUCAUAGGUGUUUAGCUUCAUUUUGCCAUUGGAUAUGUCAGUCUUAUACUGUUAGCUGUUGUUCUGGGUUAUCUGUUCUCUUUUUGAAAAUAACUGCAUGGGUCUUUUCUAGAUACAUUGCUACUAUUAUCCAUUGGAUACUCCAUUCUUCUAUCAAAUCCAGUGUUGUCUGUAGAUUUCUUUCAGCUAUAUCCAGGUUCCUGUGUUUUGCCGCGAUGGGGGUGUCGUCUGCAUAAAGGCUGAAUAGAGUUCCAGGUGUUCUUGGAAAGUUUUCUGUAUAUUUGCUAUACAGGAGGGGUAAUAAGACUACCCCCUAUGGUACUCCAGCUUCCGGGAUUCCGUGUUCUGACAGAAUUGGUGCUAUCUGGAGUCUGAACCUUCGGUAUCCAUAAUCUCUGACAUUGUGUGUCAGUCAUUCAUGGCACAUUCUGUCAAAGGCAUUGUUUACAUCGAGGAAGGCUGCUCCUGUAUAUUACUUGUCGUUGAAUACCGCUGCUAUGUAUUCUGUAAGUCUAACUACUUGUAGUUCUCUGGAAUGUUGAGCUAUGAAUCUGCAUUUUGCUUCUGGGAUCAACCCUAGUCUGCUAUCAUAAGUUAUAUUUCAUAGACAAGUUUAAAGAUACCAUUUUUAUUUUCGAAGUAUAAUAAAUGAUCUAUUUAGACCAUUCUUAGUCAAUAUAAAUCAUCUAAACCACGUAUUUUUGAAUUUCUCUAUGCGUUGACUAAUUUUACUCUUAAUUUCACAUGUACAUUUUGAUACAUUCGAUUAUUAUUCCUCUGUUUAUUUUUCUAACAGUUUGGUUACAUUGUGAAUAUAUUCUUCAGCAUGUUCUAGGUAUGUUCCGGCUUGUCGUAAUUCCCAACCAGCUCAAAUUUACUUUGUAUGGAACUAUUAGCCUAGCUUAAUUUUUGCAUCACGUAUCAAAAUUGACAAUGGUUUCCUUCUGUACAGCUGUUUAAUAUCAGAAUCAUCUAAGUGUUCGCUACAAAAACCUAUUUAGAAACGGUCUACGGCUUUAUGAAAAUGAAUCGGUUAUUUUUAAAAUUUAUUUUUAAAAAGUGAUACUUUGAAGAAUAAAGUUAUAUUGUUAUGACCACAUAAAAUUAGUUUUAUGGAACAUAUUUAGAAGACGCAUUAUGGAAUUUGUAAGACCAUAUUUAUAUAGACUACUAUGAAUGAAAUAGUUCAAAUUUUUCUGUAAAUCAGUAUAUUAUAUACAUAUAUUCUUUAUUUUUUGCCUGUAUAUGUUAUAGAUUUACUCACUAAAUCUCAUGUUGCUACAAUGAAAUUAACUAGAAUAGAUCUAUUUGUAUUUGUACAUAAGUAAUAGUUAGGGUUAUUUAAGUAUUAUAUACCUAUAAUAUGAUAACUAUUGGUAGUCCACUGUAUUUAUUGGUGAUAUUAAGAUUUCACUGCGGCAAUUGUACUUCUUUUAUUUAAGUAUUAAGGCAAAUUUUCACGAAUCAACUGUGUAGUCGAUUGAUAUAAGUCCAAAUAUUAGUUAUAAUACGGUAUAGAACCCGUCAGUCAAUAAGUUUAUGACCCAACUAGUAAAACGUAUCGUCCUUUUGAUUUCUGGCUGAAACCUGUUUUCUUUAUAUUAGAUCUAUUUAUGUACUGUACUACUGUCCAAGCAAUUUAAGGAUGACCUUUACUUUAAGUUAAAUUUGAUUUUCAGGAAAACUUUGACCAAAGAAUAUUUUACUUCAACUUGUGAUGGUCCAUUAUCAACUAUUAUAUAUUUGGUUCGUGUGAUUUGACCUUUAUAUCUUGAUGAUAUACUUAAUUUUAAUAAUUGACAAAAGUAUCGGAUAUAUCAACAUGUUGCUGGUGCUUUUUUAUCACAUUAUUUAUCUGAUGAGUGGUAGUUUGCGGUAAUAUUUUUCGGGAAACCACUUACUUAUUGAUUUUUUAAGCUAGAGAUUGUAUUAAUAUUUAUUAUUUAUGUAUAUUUUCAAUUUUUUAUAUUAUAUAUGCCCUUUUGUGCAGCUGUAAAAGUUAGAUAGGGAUAUUUACUUUUAAAAUAUUUAAUUAGAAAUAUUAUUUACUACUUUUGUUCUGGGUAACAGAAAAACCUCGAAAUAUGUUUCUAUUUGUAUUAAAUACCAAAGGCCAAAAUAUUUUAAGUGGCAUUAACCUAUUAAUGCCCAAAUCAUUUAUAGUAAAAUAAAACACGAAUUUAAAAAAUAAAUAAAAUCAAUAGAAAUUGGAAUAAAAUCAUUAUUAUUCAAAUAUAAAUAAGACAUUAUAUUAUGUGACGUUUAUAACGUACUACUUACUAUUGCCGAUCUCUUUUUAACCCACCGUUACACGCGUCUUCUAUUGUGACGUGGUUGCACGCGUAUGAGCGUCGCCCUCACCUACAUAAGUUCGACUUAUUUCGAGGAAGAAUGAAUGUCAACAUGUAUAAAUAUAAAAUGGGUUGUACUCACAUAUUAUAGAAAGUCUCGUAAACCAAUUUUUUUUAUUAAUUUAACAAAACAAAAGUAAAAAUAAUAUACAUAGAUCAAAAGCAAGUUUUCUUAAUUUUCAAUUUCAGCAAGCCACUGAAGAAAUUAACGUUCUUUAAGCGAAUUCAUUUUACUAAAAAUACAAAUUAAAAUUAACAACUGUUCUGAAGCUAUUUCUUUGUGGUAUUUAUGUAAUUAACUAUUAAUAUUUUGUAUUUUGAUAACGACGUCCGAGGUGGAAUUCGAAACGUCAAUAAAAUCAAUUUUUCAAGUUAAAUUGCGGCUUAUUUCCCAAUUAGAAUAGGUAAAUUUACAAAUGGGUUCUUAACCAGUGGCGCACCUAGAAUUUUCCUUUGGGGGGGAGGGGGGGUUAGCUUGGGCACCGAAAGUUUUUUGUAUUAUUUGUGAAAGACAAGUUACAUUUUCCUACUUUCUUUUAUAUAUAUUUCUAUAUGCUCUGGGUGGGAUUUUAUCCCCCAAACCUCCCGCUCGGUGUGCCACUGUUCCUAACCUAAUCCAAACAAUAAUAUUUUAAUUAAACCUACCUAAAUAUUAAAUAAAAACCUAAAAGUUUCUUUGAGAUAACAGAAACGUGAUUUCACCGUGAUUGCACGCGCAGUGAGGAAUUCCCUCACUUGAAGAGGGAUGUCUCUUCUUUCAACUAUCACACAGCACACUGACCGCCUGAAAUAUUCUAUAACUUUUUCAUACCCUCUCAUGAACCAUGCUAAAGGCAUUCCUGGGUGCUUAAGGUUAUCGUAUUAGUUUACACAAUUUCAUUGGUUAUAAACAAAUAUGGUGAGGGAUUCCCUCAUAGCGCGUGUAAUGGCGGGUUAAUAAAUACAAAUUUCAUGAAAUAUCCAAGUUUACAUUAAUUUUCAUAAUAUACGAAUGAUCAGGAAUAAUUCGACAAUACAUACUUAUAGAAAUAAUCUCUUUUUAAUAAAUACAAAUUUCAUGAAAUAUCCAAGUUUACAUUAAUUUUCAUAAUAUUCGAAUGAUCAGGAAUAAUUUCACAAUACAUACUUAUAGAAAUACUUCGAAUUUGCCAAUACUUUUUCAUCAAUGUUUUUUAAACGAAAAUUAUCUUUUAUUCAGUUAAAAUAAAAAUCCUUUUUUUAUUUUCUUCAUAUAUCUUAAUUGGGAAAAUUUGUCUUUGAAAUAUAUGUGAACCCGUUUCUAUUUCUCUCCUUGGCUUCCAGAAAGUAUUUCAUUAGUGCAAAUAUAAUAUAGAAAAGCGGAUUUUUUGGAUUGGCAAGAGAAGCAUAUUUUUCGUGUGGAAUAUCUGCUUUAAAAAGAGUUGUAGGAUGCCUUUAGUUGUCUUAAUUUACUACAGGCUAAACAAAGACCAUAUUUUAUAAGCCUAGUUUGGAGUUUCUUUGUAGUUCGUAUAUUUUUUUAUUAAGUUAUUAUUAUUAUUUUAAAAAUUUGAUAUCGGGAAAAUCAAAAGUAGUAAAUAAUAUUUGUCAUCAAAUCAUUUUAUAUCCAUACAUUACAUUCCAGUAAUUUUAGUAGAAAUAAAUAGUAAUAUGUAGAUAGUAGAUACUCUACUGUACUAGAAUUAUUAUUCAAAUAUUGUUAGUUUAGAUAUUUAACAUAUAUCUACGCCUUAUUGCUGAAAAGCUGAGGAAUCAAUAUGCUGGGAAUAGCUUUUUAUCAUUAUCAUCCAACCUGUUCCGUCCACUAUUUUGUUUUUAUUAUUCUUCUUCUUCAAGUUCCAUCUUCUAUCAAAGGUUGAAAAUCAUCAUGACUAUAGGGACCAUGUUGACGGCCGCUCUAAAUCGUUCUACACUACUGCACUCAAACAAUUCCCUCAAGUUCUUAGGCGAGGAUAAUCUUCGUCUUUCACAUUUCGCUUUCCUCGAAUCUUGCCUUGCAAAAUAAGCUGUAGUAUUGAAUAUUUUCCCCCCUCAUCACAAGUCCUAAGUACUCAAAGUAGAAGAGAAGACACUUCAGGGCACUUUGACCUUUGAACCCUAGCAAUACAACAUUCGACGCAGGACGUGUCGUUUGACGCAGGACGUGAUGUGAAUGACGUGACGUGAAUGACGUGACGUGAAUGACGUGACGUGAGUGACGUGACGUGAGUGACGUGACGUCAUUCACGUCACAUCAUUCACGUCACGCCAAAUGUCACGUCCUGCGUCAAACGACACGUCCUGCGUCGAAUAUUGUAUCGCUAGGGUUCAAAGGUCAAAGUGCCCUGAAGUGUCUUCUCUUCUACUACUACUCAAGUUUUCGUUUUUUGAUAGUAAAUAUUAUUUCUGCUUCGUUCCUAUUCUUCUGGUUACUUCCACGUUUAAAAUUCUUUGAAUCCGUCAUAUUCGUAGGAUUCUUGGGUAACACACCAUCAUCUUAUCAAUUCCCCCAAGAUCCAUUAGAAGCUUCCAACAUGUGACAGAGUCAUUUAAUGCAGUUCGUAGAAAAUACGUAGAAAAUAUUCGUGAGACUGACCGUGAUAAUUACCAACUUCGUUAAAGAAGUACACAAAAGAAGAACAAUUAUUAAAAACUAUUAUUUUCAUCUCUUUUUAAUAGGGCUUUUUAACGCUUUUUAUUUGUUGCGAGCUUCUGUUAUAUGUCGUAUAUUAAUAUUAUACACGGAUCAUACGACAUAUGACAGAAACUCGAUAUAAAUGAGAAGCGUUGAAAAGCCUUAUUUGUACGUACCAAUCCUCUGCAAGUUGCCUUCCCAUCGGUAUUGUCUCCCUAUGAGUGCUGUCUUUAGCACUUUAAAUUUCAGCAUGAAUUAGAUAUUAAAGGUCGAUUUGUAAAUAAUAAUUAUAUUUUAAAAACUGUAAUUUAUACACUUUUAAAGAGAUUUUUAGAGCAAUAUAAAGUCCGCCUAUAGGCUUUAACGAAAUAGUAAAAGUACUUUAACGAAUAGAUAAUUUAAAUGUAUUUAAUUUAUUUUUCUAUCGGUCAAUAAAAUUGCAAAAUAUGGGAUCUUUAUUCUUCAACUGAAGUCACUCAAGCAAUAGGUAUAACUAGUUGUAUAAUCGAUAGAAUAAAUAAACGUAAAAAGAAAAGCACAGUUGUGGAACAUAAAUAAUACGUAUAUAUCUGAUCUAAGAAGUUUUUAUAUUGUUCCAUCUUCACAGAACGUGAGUAAGAAUUUUUGUAAAAGUGAAAACGGGAAGAGUACAAAAAAUUUUAAAUUACAUGAGUAAAAUAUACAGUGAGCACGUAAAGGUUGGAAUAAAUUCAUUUUCUCGAGAAUGGACGAUUUUGGAAAAAAAUCCCGAAACAGGUAAAUUUUUAUUUUUAAAUUACGACUUUUUGGCAUGUAUAUCAUACUAGUGACGUCACCCAUUUGGGCGUGAUGACGUCAUCGAUGAUUUUUUUAAAUGAGAAUAGGGGUCGUGUGAAAGCUCAUUUGAAAGGUAAUAGAAUAGAAUAGAAUAGAAAUAUGCUUUAUUGUCACUGAAAAUACAAAUUUUAUGGACAAAGCUUAAUUAAAGUCAGAAAAAAAUAAAUUAAUAAUAUCUAACAAUAACAAUAACAAAUACAAUUUUCUGAAAUUUGAUAAAUCGUCAAUAUAAAAAAAAAUAUACAUAAAUACAAAAUAUAAGUUAAUAAAGUAAAGAAAAAAAAAACAAAAUCGAUAUAUUGCAACAAUUUAUAGAAAUUGCAAAGUGAAUAUACAACAAAGUAAACUAUUUAUAGACAUAGGAACUAAUAAGUUUUUACACAGAUUCUUCUUUUUAUGUCAAUAAAUUUAAUCCAAAAAAUAUUUUUUUGGACACCCUGUAUAAAUAUUAUGUUAAUGUUUAUAUUACUGAAUAGAUAAUUAAAUUACCUUUCAAAUGAGUUAUGACACGACCCCUAUUCUCAUUUAAAAAAAUCAUCGAUGACGUCAUCACGCCCAAAUGGGUGACGUCACUAGUAUGAUAUAUAUGCCAAAAAGUCGUAAUUUAAAAAUAAAAAUCGACCUGUUUCGGGAUUUUUUUUUCAAAAUUGUCCAUUCUCGAGAAAAUGAAUUUAUUCCAACCUUUACGUGCUCACUGUAUAAAGCCUAAUAAAAGAAAAACAGCGCUUUUGCAUUGAAAGUAGCCUUAAUGUUUCUUAAUGUUUUUCUCUACUCUCACUUCAACUCUCUCUCACUUUUGUAGGUGGUCAAAUCACUUACAACUCAUUCUACUUGAUACACAUUCAAAACAUUGUAUAAUAAAACAUAAACGAAACUUUUUACUCAAUAAAAUCCUUCUCCUCUCUAUUAUUCUUAAAGUUUGAAAGAGAAAGGAAGUCGUAUGGCUCCAAGUCAGGAAUAUGUAUAUGGCUGAUGGAUGAGCCUAUACUUUCAUUUCAGAGUUCAUAAAUACAUAUUUGUUAGAGAUUAGAGAAACUGAUGGUGAAAAAUCAUCCGAAGCUUCUUUCUUUUUCUUUCUUUUUUAAAAAUAUAAGUUUGAUGACUAAUUUUUCUAUAAAAAGUUCUCACUUUUUUUGAGAAUUUAUAAGAUCCCACGAAAGCAAACAUUUUUAUGGCUUAUUCAGAGUUAUAAAUUAAGCCCAACUAAUAGUCCAAUCAAGAUCCAUUUUUUCGUGGAAUUUUGAGAACCAAGGUCGAUUUCCUUAAAAAUUUGGAUUUAGGUAUUAAUUAUAACCUUUGUCAAAAUCUACCCUAUGCCGAACUGCGCUUUUUCCCUGGGGGUAAAAACAACCCCAUCUAGGAAAUGAAAACGUUUUAAUUAAAAUGACCAUGGAAAUAGAUAGAGUAAAUUAUGAGUAAAUGUUGUUCCAUAAGAUUUUUUUGCAAAAUUGACACUUCAAAGUUUUUUACGAUUGAAAAUAUGCAUUUUUCAUUAAAAAAACUCACGUUUUAUAACCGUUUUUCAUAAAUAACUUAAAAAAAUUUAAUUUUAUAGAAAAAAUCAUUAAGCACAAAAUUGUAUCUAAUAAAAAAACAAAGACAUUCGCGUCAGAAAGACCUAUGUAAACCCAGCAACGACUAAGUUAUUGCUCUUAAAAAGAUGGUUACUUUCAAAAAACAUCGAAAUGGAGAACCUUUAAUCUCAAAAAUAACUCGAAUGUGGUGCAAUUUUUUGAAAGAAACUUAAGAAACAUCUUUUAAAGUUCAUUAAAAACCUUUCAAAUAAGCUCUGAAAAAAGUUUUUUUCGUAAGAACUGACUGACUUAUGAUGAAAUUAAAGUCGCUCUCUGCUUUUUCUUUUUGAAAUGUAAAAAUUAAACCCUCGUCGUUACAAUCCUAAUAAAAAUGCAUAGCUUUCUACUUGAAAUGUACUUUAUUUAGGUAUAAUUGAUAUGAUCAAUGUGAUUUAACCGGUUUGAAAUUCUUAGUUUAGAAAAAAUAGUUGAUUUAACCGAAAAUGACAUUUUUAAAAUUAAAAAAGUGCAUUUUUCUUGAAUAAAUCUAAAUGUAUUCAUUCAAUUUUGAUUUUUUUUUUGUUUUUGUAUCAUGAAUACUUUUGGGUUUAUUUAAGAAAAAUGCACUUUUUUUCUAUUACAAUAAUGUCAUUUUCGAUUUAAUCAACUAGUUUUUCUAAACUAAGCAUUCCAAACCGGUUAAAUGACAUGGAUCGUAGCAAUUAUACCUAAAUAAAGUUAAUUUCAAGUAGGAAGUUAUUCAUUUCUAUUAGAAUUGUAACGACGAGAGUUUAUUUUUACAUUUCAAAAAGAAAAAAGCAGAGAGCGACUUCAUUUUCGUCAUAAGUUAAUCAGUUCUUAUAAAAAAAAUUUUAUCAGAGCUUACUUGAAAGAUUUUUUAAUGAACUUUAAAAGAUGUCUUUUAAGUUUUCCCAAAAAAUGCACCACAUUCGAGUUAAUUGAGAUUGAAAGUUUUCCAUUUCGAGGUUCUUCGAAAAUAACCAUCCUUUAAGGAGCAAUAACUCGGUCUUUAUUGGGUUUAUCUAGAUCUUUCUAAAGCGAAUCUCUUUGUUUUGUUAGCCAUAAUUUUGUUCUUAAUGAUUUUUUCUAUAAAUUAAAUUGUUUUAAGUUAUUCAUGAGAAACGGUUAUAAAACGUAAGUUUUUUCAAUGAAAAAUGCAGUUUCAAUCGCAAAUAACUUGUAAUGUAAAGUGUCAAUUUUGCAAAAAAAUGUUAUUAAACAAAAUUUUCUCAGAAUUGAUCGCUCUAUCGAUUUCCAUAGUUAUUUUGAUUAAAAAAUUUUCAUCUCCUAGAUAGGGUUGUUUUUACCUCCAAAGCAAAAGCGCAGUUCGGCAUAGGGUAGAACGAUAAAACGUUAUGUGAAACGUUGCGUUAAAAAUUUCAAACUUUAUAAAGCAAAUCAAACAUGACCAAAAUCAGUGUUGCUUAAAAUAAUAAGUAAUAAAUGCUCUUCAUAAUACCUAUUUUAAAUUGUUUUACUCAAGUAAAUUAUUCCUUAAUAACAGAGAUACAAACACAAGGUAUCACAUACAAAUUAGAAUUUCUUUAUAAACUGUAGCUGUAAGUGAAUAAAAAAAUGUAAGUGAAAUAUUGGAACGGCUUGGACAAGAUGUAAUAAUUAAAGAUUUAUGUACCCCUGCUGUCUUUUUUUGUAAGAUAUUGUUUAAAGCAAUAUUUUGUAUAUACAUUUAGUAUUAAAAGUUAGACUGUUACUAUAUUUUUAGAUAUUUUUAUUUUUAAGUUGGUCCUUUAUCGUGUCCGUCCACUAGAUAAUUGUUAGAUUUAAAUAAUCGCUUGUUUUGUUAAUUUUAUUUCAUUUAUCGGUAUAUUAAUAAUGUGUUGAAUAAAAAUAAUAAUAACAGA
This is a messenger RNA of Diabrotica virgifera virgifera (western corn rootworm), 26967 nucleotides long. RefSeq names its product protein grindelwald. Bases 172 to 819 code for a protein of 215 amino acids. The record is from RefSeq and is a predicted model, not a curated record. Lineage: Eukaryota; Metazoa; Arthropoda; Insecta; Coleoptera; Chrysomelidae. The transcript is spliced from 4 exons.